AUGCUUUUUUCUUUUGUUGAACGUGCCGUCAUUCCGAUGGCAGUUUAUGAGAGCCUUUUCACAUUCAGUCGUUACGGAUGCCACGUGGAAGACUCGCUAUCGGUUAACGAGUCUGCCAACAGAACGACGGUGACGGGGCUACUGCGCGAUUGUAGUCACUACAUUAUUGUCUCUUUUUGCUGUGUCUGUUCAUAUCUCUCGCUCGCUCUCUCUUUGUCUCUAUACAUUUUCCUAUCGGACUGUCUGUCUCAGUCUGUUCAUAUCUAUCUAUCUAUCUAUCUAUCUAUCUAUCUAUCUAUCUAUCUAUCUAUCUAUAUCUAUCUAUGUUCAUAUCUAUCUAUCUAUCUAUCUAUCUAUCUAUCUAUCUAUCUAUCUAUCUAUCUAUCUAUCUCCCCUCUCUCUCUCUCUAUAUAUAUAUAUAUAUAUAUAUAUAUAUAUAUAUAUAUAUAUAUAUAUGUCCAAUAUCUAUCUAUCUAUCUAUCUAUCUAUCUAUCUAUCUAUCCAACUCUGAUCAUAUCUAUCUAUUGA
Molecule: messenger RNA, 528 nt
Organism: Acanthosepion pharaonis
Lineage: Eukaryota; Metazoa; Mollusca; Cephalopoda; Sepiida; Sepiidae
Source: the annotation of a GenBank genome assembly